AUGGCUUCCGUCGCUCGUCCACGUCUCAUGAACGAAUUCAAGUCGCUGGACAAGGAGAAAUGGGUCAACGUCGAGCUUCGAGAUGGAGGCCUCUUCAAAUGGGAUAUUGGCUUGAUCGUCAUCAAUCCGGAUAGUGUCUUCAAUGGUGCCUACUUUAAGGCAAGUCUCACGAGCCGCCCACAAUUAGCCUGUGAAAUGACCUUCACCGACAAGUAUCCCUUCUCUCCACCAACCUUCAAAUUUAUCCGACCGAUUUUCCACCCAAAUAUCUACACAGAUGGCAAGGUCUGCAUCUCCAUUUUGCACGCUCCUGGGGAGGAUGAGCAAUCCGGCGAGUUGGCUAGCGAGCGUUGGACCUCAGUACAAAGCGUUGAGACCGUCCUCCGAUCUAUCCUCCUCCUUCUAGACGAUCCCGAGAUCUCCUCUCCUGCCAACGUCGAUGCUGGUAUCACAUAUCGUGACGCUCGAGAAGUUUACGAUGCAAAGGCGAAGGAAUCAGUCAAGGAGUCGUUGCAGGACGUACCAAAGGAUUUUGCUAUGCCAACCACUCUCGAGGAGGCACCACCAGCCAAGAUCCAAGAGGACGAUGACUUCUGGAAUGAGAGUGGAGAUGAGGACGAUUUUGGAGCCAGUGAUAGCUCGGGAGAGGAUGCUAUGGAUGAAGACGAGGAGGAUGAAGAGGAGCCAGAAGAGGACGAAGAGAUGGAAGAGGAAGAAUGA
Messenger RNA from Mollisia scopiformis, 720 nucleotides. RefSeq lists its product as uncharacterized. The record is from RefSeq and is a predicted model, not a curated record. Gene Ontology annotation, biological process: protein polyubiquitination; proteasome-mediated ubiquitin-dependent protein catabolic process. Lineage: Eukaryota; Fungi; Ascomycota; Leotiomycetes; Helotiales; Mollisiaceae. The coding region runs from base 1 to 720 and encodes 239 amino acids. Gene Ontology annotation, molecular function: ubiquitin conjugating enzyme activity. The transcript is spliced from 3 exons.